ACAGAAUACAGCCCAAGUUUGUAUCCCGAGAGCCUUCUUUUCAAAUCGCAAUCAGUACGGAGCCUGGUCUCCCUCUUUUAAAAGCAUGAGUCGUCUGUCUCCUUCAACUCAAGAAACACAGUCCAAUCUGCAGGUGUCAUUAAACGCAAAACCAGAAGGCGAGCAGACUAAGCUUUAUCACCACGAAGAUCGAUUGGCCAAAACAUGGAAGUCAAUGACGAAUUGGAUGGUGAUUGCGUCACAGAAAGCAGAAAAUGCUGCCGUAGACCCUACCAAGCCAGUUUUAAGGGAACUGGACGAAUACGUUGUUGCCUUUCUACGAAGUAAACUCGACUGGGGAAAGCUUAUCUCAUACUUGGAGGCGAAGCUGGAAGGGAAGGCCAAAGAAAUGGAAACACUGCAACAAUAUGUCCGGACACAACCGAAAUUGGGCCGAAGCAAGCGGAAACGAGAAGAUGAGAAGCGGGAAGAAGAAACAAAGACAGCUGCUUUGGAGUCAUUUCCUUCUGCAGAUACUGCAGACAUCUAUACAAUGCCUUAGUCGCCUUGAAAACGUGGAAGACGAAAACUGAGGAUAGACCGAUAUUUUGCGUUUUGAAUUGCUCCGGAAAGCUUGUGCUGCCGGUCCAUGGAGCUCUAGUACGCUUUGAAUCCGCUGGGAAUUUGAAAGCAAAAUCGAGCUUUAAAACCUAGAUUGUGCCUGUUUUGGCUCUCACGCGAAUUCGCUUCUUUUGACAUUUUCGGAUUGGUAGCGGAGUUAAGAUCUAUGCUUUGCCCACUCCCAGGAGUAUGUUCCCUGUGCUUGCUUCCAAAUCGAAACAAAUGGGAGUGCAGCGAAUUGCUCACAGCUCUACACGAAUAGCUUCUGAGGCGUAAUUUUUGGGCGCGUUUCUGUUCCGUCCCAUUGACUCUACUUGCUACAAGUAAACAGAUUUUCGUGCAGUCACGUGAAGGCUAUAGUGAUUGUACAGCGCUCUCUCUAGGAUUGCUUGCGACAGGAUAUCCUUAAUUUAUGCUGUCUUUGUCGUCGGUCUUUUCGAAUCUGAUUUUCAUUUCAUUAACGUGUACAAGCAUCUUUUAUCCGAAUGACUCAAGCAAUAGCUCAAUGCCAUUCUCACCACUGACUGUGCCUUCUCAACUAGCCUCUAUCUAGAGAGAGAGAAAAGAGAGUCUCUUCUUGUGAAAAAUUCGCGGUUUCGAUCGUGAUUGGAUUUGACAAUCCGAUUUUUAGAUGAAUGGAUCAUGGGAACUCUCUACCAAUGUUAGGGUUCACAGUCAAUUUUCGAUUGUGAUCGAUCGAAAAACCAUGCUGAGAACCGGAAGAUGACUCACUCAUCUCAUGCACAGGCAAAUUACUACCGAGUCAAUAAAUUUCUUUCUGACUGAAUG
Phaeodactylum tricornutum CCAP 1055/1 is the source of this 1389-nucleotide messenger RNA. RefSeq lists its product with no specific name. The record is from RefSeq and is a predicted model, not a curated record. Lineage: Eukaryota; Bacillariophyta; Bacillariophyceae; Surirellales; Neidiaceae. Bases 86 to 541 code for a protein of 151 amino acids. The transcript has a single exon.